AUGGACAACAGCAAACUCACCCUUGACAACUUUAGCUCGGUAGCUAUGGAUAGACCAGCCAACCUCCCGGCACCACAGACCUCUAUGCAGGAUCUAAUAAAUCUCAUGGCCAUGCUUGUCCGGAACAUUAACAGCCUCACGACCACCGUGAACCAGUUUAUAGCAAAUGCGUGUCAGACGACCGCAUCAGUUUCUUCCACCCAGUCGCGGUCUUUUGUCGAGAAGCCCUCUACCUUCGACGGCAAGUCGUCAGAAAAAGCCAGGCUCUUCCGCAGCACUUUUCGUGUGUACAUCUGCGCAAACAAAGAAAUAUUUGCAAUGCAGGACACCAAUGACGCAAUCAUCCUCGAUGCUAACGGUAACUGGAUAAUGGACCCUGUCAAAAUGAUCACGGGCGUCCUUUCCUUCAUGACAGAUGACACAGCGACAGAAUUCGUCAGACAGUUCUUGGCCAAGUUCGAACCCGUGGAUGCAAAAAACGAGGCCAAGCAGAAGCUCAUGUUGAUCAAACAGGACAACAGGACAUUCACAGACUACCUCUCCAACUUCGAAACCUACUCUCGGCGCACCGGGUGGUCAGACAACGAUCUUUAUGACUGUCUCAAGUCUGGCAUGAACUUCGACUACCUUAACAGGUUGUCCUACUUCACUCCCCUAGCCACGAACUACAACAUGGUAAAGAACUAUGGAGCAACGAUCGACCUGCAGAAAGCAAACUUGGCAGCCAAUCAAGGCAAACCAGUCUCGUAA
Phanerochaete carnosa HHB-10118-sp is the source of this 750-nucleotide messenger RNA. RefSeq lists its product as uncharacterized. The record is from RefSeq and is a predicted model, not a curated record. Lineage: Eukaryota; Fungi; Basidiomycota; Agaricomycetes; Polyporales; Phanerochaetaceae. The coding region runs from base 1 to 750 and encodes 249 amino acids. The transcript is spliced from 2 exons.